This is a messenger RNA of Papilio polytes (common Mormon), 4294 nucleotides long. Its product is annotated as zinc finger protein 701-like. The record is from RefSeq and is a predicted model, not a curated record. The transcript is spliced from 3 exons. The coding region runs from base 255 to 2411 and encodes 718 amino acids. Gene Ontology annotation, cellular component: nucleus. NCBI's taxonomy places the organism in Eukaryota, Metazoa, Arthropoda, Insecta, Lepidoptera, Papilionidae.
AUACAUAACGUCAGUGAAACAAAAAAAAACUGUUCUUUUUGUUUUAUUAAUUUUAUGAUUAAACUUGACCUUUUGAUUGUGAAUCAUGUAAUUUUAUAGUUUCUAGUCUAGUCGUAGUUUUUUUCUUGCAUUUUAUGUGUUACUUUUGUGUUAGUUUAGUGUGUAAAUAUUGCAGUGAGGUUAGAAGCUGGUCAUUUUUUUAUCACUAACUGAUUUUUUUAUACUGAGUUAAUUAAGUUAAUUCAGAGAAUAACAUGGAUUUUGUUAAAAGAGAAGAUCCGAAUGUACUCGAUGAAGAAAGUUACAAAGUUUAUAUAGACAGUUUUCAGAAAACACAUCAAGUCGAUGUAUCCGAUUACCACACACCAAUAUCUAUUGAACAGCUGCAUCAGGCAAUGCAGUCGUCUCUCAACGCAAGUGUCGUCCAUAACUUCCAGCUCUCACCACGACAAAUGUCUACCCUCAUGUUAAAAUCCAACCAUUUAAGUAGAAGCUUGAACUUCACCGAUCUACCGUCCCAUUUGCCGAGAAACCUAACCUCUGAUAUGGAUCUGGUACAUAACCUAGCCAACGAUUUGCCACAUAACCGACACGAUGAUUUACUCAACGGUAAUCUAGCACGAAACCUUGAAAUGAGAAGUCUGAACGAUUUAGAAUUACAAGCGAGUUUAACACAAACUUUAGUCCAAAAUAUAAACGAACAGGAACUAGCAAGGAAUAUGAGUAUAGAGAUGAAUAGAAUCAACGAUGUUUUACCUCAAAAUAUUAGUAGAAGUGAACAGAUUCCUCAUGAUUUGGGACACGAAAUAGACUUGUCACACCAUUUGAAUAGACAAAACAUUGAACAGGAUGUAUUAAUGAGUCAGGAUGGGAGACGAACACCGUUAAUACAAUCGGUCCAAGAUGGGCAUAUACUUGAACAAAAUUUGGUCCAAAGGUUGGAACAAAAUUUAAACCAAAGGUUGGAUCAAACGUUGGGACACAGAAUAGAACAUAAGAUGGAGUUAAAUGUCCAUGAAAGUAACCAACGACAUGAACAAGAACAUUUGUUACCAAUGCCGUUUCAUAUUAAAUCUGAACAAGAGGACGAUGGUUAUUUUUACGAAAGUAUUAACCAUGGUAUUAAUAAUGCAAUAAAUGGUCAUAUUUCCCUGCAUCCAGAACAUACGGCUAACGCGACACUACCACAAGAACAUGCCUACACAAUAUAUAACAAUCAUUUACCCAUUUCCGCGUUAAAUUCAAUAGACCAUUUAUACUCUCGUCAACAAAAUUAUGUACAAAAUUACGCAGCCAACGUUAGUAGGGACAACCCACAAAAUCUAGUCGUUCACAGACAAUUUAAUAACAGCCCUUAUCCUGAAGAGUAUAAAAAAUCUAUCGAAGAUGGCGAUAUUGGCGGGAAAAUUGACAGCUCCAAAAGUGAAGAACCAAAAGAAAAUCUAAAACCCACAGAUCAAAAUAAAAUGUUUUAUACAGAUUAUCAAAAUUCAUAUACAAAUAAUACAGAGAAAAACGAAAACGAACCGAAUUCUAAUAAAUUAUUCGACGAAGUUUCAAUGAAUAUAAAAGGAGAGUAUGUCUGUUUUAAAUGUAACGAAGUGUUCCCAUGCAAGCGUGGUUUGAGACAGCACGUCAAAACGUGCGUAGAGAACGGUGAAAUGAACGAAUUGGUUGAAAAAUUAGGUAAAUUCUGUUGCACGCAAUGUUCCUAUCGGUGUCAAUCGCCCGCCAUUUUGAAAAUACACGAACGCACGCAUACAGGUGAAAAACCAUACUCCUGUACUUUCUGCGAUUACAAAUCCGGUCAAAAGAACAACGUUGCUAAACAUAUCUUAGUACACAUGAAAGAGAAACCAUUCAGAUGUCAAUAUUGUGAUUAUAGAUGUGCCCAGAAGAACAAUCUAGUAGUCCACGAGCGAACCCACACAGGUUAUAAACCGUUCGCUUGCCCUUACUGUGAUUACAGAACGGUUCAGAAACCUAAUCUAGUGAAACAUAUGUAUUUACACACAGAUCAGAAACCAUUCAGUUGUGAUAUGUGCAGUUAUCGUUGUGUACAGAAAACUAACCUCACUAAACACAAACAGCGACAUAUGAAUGAUAAGGAAGGUGAUAAAAUAGAGAUCAAGGGUCAAGUGAAGCCGUACAGACCGAGACAGAAGUCUGUCAAGUGUCCGCACUGCUCGUACAGAUGUGUACAGAAGUCCAGUUUAGAGAAGCAUUUACAAUUCAAACAUAAUGAAUUAAAUAUUGAAUUUGUGUCCGAAUAUAAGCAAAGUGUUAAUCAAAAGUGUGACGAUAUCUGUGAUGAUACGAUACAAAAUUUAAGUGUUAAAAAAGAUGAUCCCGUUUACGUUGAUAAUGUGUGUCAGGACAAAGCAAUGGAGCCAUUGAAAAUUCAGUCAUAGUGUUAAGUUUUAAGUGGGAUUUUGUACAUACUAGGUAAGUUGGAUAUGCAUGUAAGUCCAAGAUUUCUCAAUUUGUAUAGUAGGUUAUACAAUCGUUCAAAUGUUUGUAAGUUUUAAUAUAGGGGCAUGUCAUUUAAUUGUAAUAGUUGGCAUGUAUUGAUCCUGUCUCUUACAUUCUCUUUGAAUAGAGACCACAAUGUGAUGAUGCAAUUGACAGCAGAAUUUCAGCUGAAUUAAUUAACACUGGCGAGUUCUGUGCCAUCAAAACUUUACCAAUUAGUAGUGCUGGCGCUAUUAAAAGGUUUUAAAAGAUUUCUAAGCUUGUUAAACUGAUUUUACAAAAACAUCUAAUUUAAAAACUGAUUCCAAGAUAUAAAUAAUAAAAAAAGCAUGCAGACAAAUUAAGAACAUCUACCUUUUUGGUAGUCUGUUAAAAAAAUAAAAAAGGUAUAUAAUGUUUCGUUUACUCAUGUUUUUAGUAUAUUAAAACUGAACAUUUAAUUUUUAUAUUUCUUUAAUGAAAAUACUCAUGUUCCAACGAAAAAAAAAAUAUUUAAAAAGGAGAAACUUUUGUUUGUCUUUUUUGAUUCUUAAAUGUCAAAAUGGUAUGAGAUUGCAUUUUUAAUCUGUAACUAUUGUUGCCAUAUACAAAAACAUCGAAAAUGUUGCCUUAUAUGACAUGCCAAAUUAUUUUUAUUGUGAUAUAGAUUAUGAUAUGUGCUCUCUUGAUUCCUAUGAAUUUUAUGUGAUUUUUAAUAGCAUCUUUUGCUGUUAUAUAAGUUUCGUGGUUAUCGGUUUGUGUAGAGGGCGCUAGUGUAAGAUUUUGUUACUCCUAGGAAAAACCAGAUGGGCGAAAUUGGUUAAAAUAUCAUCAUAACUGCCUUAUCCUACUCCCGUAGAGUCAGCAAAAAUUGGUAAUACACGCGGUUAUUUUAUAAGUCAAUUUUUUUUAUUUAUACAAGAAAGCAUUAAAAAGGAAAAUAAUUUGAAUUUUUUGCCAAAUAACUCAAUUAUCUAUUUUUUUUACUAAUUAGCACUAAAAUCCAUUAAUUUCAAGUAUAUUUUGUAGUUACAAACACUUUUUACUCUACUUUAUUUAUGCUCUUUGACAUUUGAUGUGCAGUCAAAGAAUUUAUUUCACUACCCACUAUAUUGAAUCAAGUAAAUUGUUAGUAAGGGCUAAAGUUAGCUUUUAUAUAUGUUACCAUAAUAGGAAGGAAGUAAAUAAUUUUUUUAUAUACUAGGUUUUUAAUUCGCCACUCAUCUGGUUUUUCUUAUGAACUGAUAAAAGAAAUUGUGUUGUGAAAUAUUUUAAGUAAAAAAGAAAUGAAGUGGUUCUUAAAUAAAUUUGCUUUUAAGGUUUUUUUUAAUGUUUUUGCUUUGAUUGUAUUUUUCGUUUUAUUUUCACUAAAUGACGACAGUACACAGAAUCAAUACAGAUAUUAUAAUAAAUAAAAAUCAAUUUACAAUGGAUCUGUAGAUUCAAGAGUUUUUAAAUGGUUUUUUAUGUGACAAUAAUUAAAUUUCUUUGGCGAGUCAUUACUGAGUAACAUAAGUUAAAUUUUGGUUAUUGUUGUCAUUUUAAGAAAUAAAACAAAUGCUGUUAAUACACAGUGAAAUGUGGGAAAGAAAAUGCUAAAAUUGAUUUUUACCAUACAAUUGUUCAUUCCCAUAUCGUAAUAAUAUCAAGAAAUGGUUUAUUUUUUAGGAAAACAAUUCCAUUUUUUAUGUUUGAGAAUUUGUUACCAAGAGAUUUGAGUGUACCUUCGCUUUUUUAAUCACAAUUAUUGUAAUAUCAAAUAUUGCGUUUAAGGUUUUUCUAGUGAUAUUUUUAAGUUAAUCAAGUUUUUUUGUAUGUUCAUUUUGUAAUUAAAUGCCGCUUA